This is a messenger RNA of Owenia fusiformis, 767 nucleotides long. Lineage: Eukaryota; Metazoa; Annelida; Polychaeta; Sabellida; Oweniidae. The record is from the annotation of a GenBank genome assembly.
AAAAUGACAAUUAUAGUCCAGAAACAAUGAAAUUUUGGAAGGUUUGCUGUAGACAAUUCCAUGGGAAGUUUCUACGAUUCAUGACAGGUGACAGGGAGUCCCACCACAUAAAUUUUGCCGUUCCGACUGAAAAAAACAUCAGAAACUUUAAUGGCCUUGAUCUUAUAAUCCCUAGAGAACUGAAGCCAGGAAUAAUCAAGGAAGCGUUUCCAAUGCUGGAGAAUGAUAAAAAGUAUGUCAUUAGCGUUGAUGGGAAAAAGACUGCAUCAGGACGUACAAAAAAGGGUGGGGACAUUGAUUUGUUUGGUCACGAACCAAAUGGCGACUCUCUCGCGAAAAAAGGAUUCAAUACAUAUUUACACAAUUCAAUUUGUUGCACCAUGCAUCAAAUAGUGUUAGUUUGAAAUAAAGUAGUAAAAUAGGCAAGUUCGGCACUUCAAUGGAGACUAGACAGGGGCCACCUGGGUGUCUUUUAGUAGGACCCCAAUAGAACAAAACCAUUUUCAUGAGAUUUUUGAACUCAACUCUAUAUGAUGAAGUCGAAUCAUUGCAUCAUACUUUUACAAAAGCAUAUAGACAAGAACAAAAAUAAAAUAUGAAUAUGUACAUUUCCACUGGUUGUCAACUAUCAACCCAAUUUUAGUUUUUGAUUUAUUUCAACCUUUUCAAUCUCUACCUUUUCAACUUACUUACGUACUCCCAUGAAAUCACAUAGGCCUGCAUUACUGAGAAGUCAUCAAUAAUAUGCACGCAGUUUGGAAGAGUAU